Messenger RNA from Eriocheir sinensis (Chinese mitten crab), 999 nucleotides. RefSeq lists its product as uncharacterized. The record is from RefSeq and is a predicted model, not a curated record. The transcript has 5 exons. Bases 1 to 822 code for a protein of 273 amino acids. NCBI's taxonomy places the organism in Eukaryota, Metazoa, Arthropoda, Malacostraca, Decapoda, Varunidae.
AUGGGCCACCCCGACGCCCUGAACACCAUCGCCUACUGGUGGUGGUUCCUACAGGGGCUGCUGCUCCCUAUCCUGGCGAGCUUAGUCUCGGGGCCCAGCGCCCCUUAUGACGGCAACCCGGAUGAUGACGACGCCGGCGAUAACAACCCUGACUGUGACAGCCCUGACGAUGACAACCCUGACCGUGAUCUUGGCCCUGCGGGAACGACGAGCUAUUCAGUGAGCUUUCACCAACAGGUUACCAGUCUCACGGCAGAAGUGCGUCGCGUCAGUCAGCUGAUUGACGAAACAAAAGGCCGCAGCGAGGAAGAGGGUCGAGAAUCCCAGCGCACCGUUUCUCAGCUAGAGAGUGAGCUUGAGAGCGGCGAGAGGGGAGUGGAGGCUUUAGAGAGGGAGCUAAGGCAAGCAGAAGACACCUUGACGGAGAUGAAGACGGCCACGCAAGAGCUCUUUGACGUUCUGCAGUGUGACCCGCUACCCAUCGUGGCCAUUGUUGGCGGCGGGGAGAUAACAAGCAACAGCGUAUCCGUAUACUUGUCGGUGGUGGAGCAGCGCGUGCACGAGGUGCUACAGCUGCGUCAGGUGCUGCUGGCUGACGAGUUGCCGUCCGGCACCGCCCCCUUGGGGGAAGAAACGCAGCGAGAGGACGCGUCAGACCAAAGUGAGACGUCUCAGCCCAAGGUCAUUGUGCCUCUUGGCAAACCUCAGCUGCCCCACACCGCACACACCAAUGACGAGGAGUCCCCAAACGGCGGCCCACUCACUCACGGGGACAUUCUCUCCAACAUGAGGAGGUUCAUACCCGAUUCUUCCGACCACUAACAUCACUUCAGCGCAAAGAAAAAACAAUAUUACAAGUCCUGUGUCUGAUCAUGAGACGUAAUAUAAAGGAGGUUUGAUAAUGGGGGAGUCGAAAAUUACCCACUCUAAGUAAAGCUAGUGCCAGCUUGAUUCCAUGAGCUGAUUGGUGUAUUAAUGGAAAAAAGUUAAAUAAUCCCG